This is a messenger RNA of Betta splendens (Siamese fighting fish), 2803 nucleotides long. It is a transcript of the gene cep97, whose product is annotated as centrosomal protein 97. Gene Ontology annotation, molecular function: protein binding. The transcript has 11 exons. The record is from RefSeq and is a predicted model, not a curated record. Bases 147 to 2438 code for a protein of 763 amino acids. NCBI's taxonomy places the organism in Eukaryota, Metazoa, Chordata, Actinopteri, Anabantiformes, Osphronemidae.
UACGCCACUGUGCAUUGAGAACGAAAGCCCAUUUGAACUUCAUUUCCCAGAAACCUGUUGGUGGCGUCGUUUUGACAAGCGCCAGACGCAAAGUCUGUAGCUAACAGAGUUGUAAGCUAACGUUAGGUGUUGUCGGGGGUAGCACCAUGGGUGUAUCAGACUUACAGUUUGAUACAAAAGCUGGACCUGUGAUGGAUCUUUCAGCACAGGACAUGCAAAAGCUGGAUCCCAGUUUCAUGUGUUCUGAGGACACUCACACUCUAAUACUCGAUCGAAACCACAUCAUGAAGCUGGACCACCUGGAGAGGAGUCCAGGCCUUCAGCAGCUGUCUGUGGCCAGUAACCGUCUGGUCAGAAUGAUGGGUGUGGCUCGGCUCACAGAGCUGAGGGUCCUCAAUCUUCCCAAUAACAGCAUUGGCUACAUUGAAGGGCUUAGAGAUCUGCCUUACCUGAAAUGGCUCAAUCUGUCUGGGAACAAUAUUAAGGUCAUUGAGCAACUUAACAACUGUGUCUCACUUCAACACCUGGAUCUGUCUGACAAUAACAUAUCUACCAUUGGGGACCUGACUAAACUGGUGGCUUUAAAGACACUUUUGCUUCAUGGAAACAGUAUUACAACUCUUCGCACUGUUCCUGCUCAACUUCCUGCCCAUUUAUCCAUUCUCUCCCUGGCAGAAAAUGAGAUAAGAGAUCUCAAUGAAGUGUCAUACCUGGCUCCUCUCCAUGAACUGGAGCAACUGUCCAUCAUGAGCAACCCGUGUGUUAUGGCAACCCCCUCAUUGCCAGGAUUUGAUUAUCGGCCAUACAUCAUGAACUGGUGCCUAAACCUCAAGGUCUUGGAUGGCUAUGUGGUGUCACAAAAAGAAGGGCUCAAAGCAGAGUGGUUGUACAGUCAAGGUAAAGGACGCUCAUACCGUCCAGGUCAGCAUGUACAGCUGGUUCAGUACCUUGCCACCGUUUGCCCUCUGACCUCAUCCCCAGCCUUGGAGACAGCAGAAGAUGCCAAGCUGGAGAAGAUACUCAAUAAGCAGAGGCUUCAUCAAAGGCAGCUUUUGGAGGAGACCAGAGAAGGCUGUCCCAGUCUUCCUCGUCCAACUCAACUAAAUGUAGAGAUCCACAGUCCCUCACAUGCAACGCCACAGGGGGGAGCCAGAGAGGUGAAGAACAAGUCCUCAUCUGCUCCAGCUGCUGCUCAGUCAAUCAGAGAAUCAGAGCCAGUAGUGCAGUUCAAUACUUGGGUGAGCUGCGAUUCUUCCCACACUUUAUUGCCAGUAGUUCGCGGCCCAAGGCUUGAAGAUGAGCAUAUCUACUUAGAGGACAUUCAGACAGAUGAGGACAAGCUCAAUGGCAGCAUGCUUUCUUCAGAGUCUACCUUCCUUCCUUUCACAUCUGAUAUGGAGCCACAAAUGACACGGUCUGAUAGCGAGGAUGAGACGGAGACAUUUGAACCUGAUUCCUUGGCUCCAAAGCACCCAACACGAACCACAAAGCACAGCACAGACAAGAAACAUCAUCCACCUCCACUGGACAAGCUAGAGAGGAAAACAUGUGAACAAGAAGUUAUUUCUGGGGAAGCGACAACAACUGGAUCGCAGCAGUUCAGAGUUAGCACACCACAGGGUGACCUGGAAACAUCUUCGGACCUUGAUAAAGCUAAGUUGUCAGAAACCCCUCGGCAGGAAGAAAGUGGUAUCUGCUCCAGCAACUCAAAUAUGAAUGCAGACAGAGCAGCAGUUAAAAUACAGUCCUGGUGGAGGGGUCAGUACACUCGAUGUUUUCACCCCAUGGCUAAAGAGGUGCGCAGUGAAAUCCGUUUGCGCAGGAUGCAGGAACACAUUGUCUUCCUGUCUGACAAGCUGGAAAGUGUGCAGAAGCAGUAUGAGGAAGAGAAAUUACAGCGGCUAGUUCAGGAAGAAGCUGUGAAGUUUCUGUGGAAAGAGCUCCAGUCUAUGCAGCAGUGGAAGCAGUCAGUGGAGAAGCAGCUAACUAACAUCACUCAGGCUGUCACCGCAACUCAGUCCUCAUCUCCUGGAAUAUGCAAGGCAGAACUGACUGCUGCAUCUAGAACAUCAAACCCACACAACAUAGAUGUGUCCUUCCCAGACUCUGGCUUCCCAUCGACUGAUCGUCAGGCACAGGAAGACAGCUUCCUCAGCAGCGGGACAGCAGACUCUCUGAAGACCGUGCGCUCGCUAAGCCCUGUUCAAAGCGGCUUUGCUGUCAGUAGCAAUGAUGUGGACAGUGCAGACUGCAGUCUACUGGAGCAGUACCUUUCCUCAGUGCAGCAGAGGGAGGAAGAGGCUGAGGAGGUGAUCAGUGAUAGAUCAGAAACACCACAGCCCUCACCCAGCAAAACACCACAAUUCAACUCCCCAUUCCAGAAGGCAACAGACAACCAACUAGAAAAAACAGAAGGAAACACUACAGGCCUUGUGUGAGAGUUUAAUAGGCACCUGUACAGAGUCAUUGUUAACUGACAAUGUAUGAAGGUGAUGAGAUGUGGGGUUGAAUUACAUUGAUGCCUGGUGAAACUUUGGGCUUGCAUAAAAACUGCACUUAUCUUGAUCCAGAAUCCAACACGAGCUUAAAACAAUAUGUUCUUGUGAAUGUAACCUUUUUUUAUGCACUCUACUUGGCUCUGUGUUCCUAUUUAUUGAAUACUGGCACAUUUGUGUAAAAACAGUGAUUGUGAUCUACAUUCAGCACACAGUACCUUUUUUAAAUAGUCCAAGCAUAUUCUCUUUAUUGUCACCCACUACCCACUUAUUGAUAAACUGCAAUAAAGCAGAUUUGUUGUGUUAAA